Molecule: messenger RNA, 2571 nt
Organism: Umbelopsis ramanniana AG
Lineage: Eukaryota; Fungi; Mucoromycota; Umbelopsidomycetes; Umbelopsidales; Umbelopsidaceae
Exons: 3
Coding region: 83-2287 (734 amino acids)
Cellular component (GO): vacuolar transporter chaperone complex; fungal-type vacuole membrane
Source: RefSeq, a predicted model, not a curated record
CAAUCCUUGUGUCUUAUCCUCCUUCUUCUUCUUUAAAACUUCGUCGGUUUACGCAUUUCUCUUUCGGCUUUAUAUCUCAAUCAUGAAGUACGGCAGCGAACUCCAGGAUAACGUUUUUGCUCCAUGGAGACUAUCCUACAUUGCAUACGAUGUGCUGAAAAUGGAAUUAAAAACUCGUCAACUCGACCAUCAGUGGAAUGAUGCAGACGAAGCUGAUUUCGUAGAGUUGCUGCAUAAUGAAUUGAACAAGGUUUACGACUUCGUUACCGCCAAACUGAGGGAAGUCGAAGCUCGUAUCACCUACUGUGAGAGAACCAUCGGUACUUUUCAGAAGAACCCCACUAUGUCAUCUGAAGCCAAUUGGGGCAUCAUGGAUGAUGCACUGACCGAGGUUUUAUUCGAUGUAAAUGACUUGGCUAAAUUCACACGAGUCAAUUAUAUCGGGUUUCAGAAGAUUUUGAAGAAGCACGACAAGUGGACCAACCGAAGCCUGCAACAUAGCUUUGUUGAAGCUCUACGAUCAAAGCCGUUGGAUAAACAGCGUUUCGAUGUUGCCAUUGUCUACAUUUCUUCAUUGCACGAUCUUUGCCGUCUGCGCGGUCAGCCACGGAAUGGAAACUCUGCAGCCGGUGGCGAUCAAAACGCUUUCGAAAGAGCGACUUCAAAGUAUUGGAUCCAUCCAGAUAAUGUCACAGAAGUCAAGGCAAUCAUUAUGUUACAUCUUCCUGUACUGGUCUUCAAUCAGAACAAGAAAUAUGAAGAAAGUGAUUCCGCUAUCUCUAGUGUAUACUACGAUAACUAUGACUUUGAUCUAUACACUGGAAGACUACAACGGGAUGAAGGCGCCGAAGCCAUCCGUUUUAGAUGGUAUGGCCCAUACGAGUCCCCAAACAUAUUUAUCGAGCGAAAGACACAUCACGCAGAAUGGUUGAACGGAGCUUCCGUGAAAGACCGAUUCCCAUUGAAGGAGGACAAAGUCAAUAGCUAUGUUGCUGGAGAAUAUACUCCGGAGCAGAUUGUCGAGCAGAUGAGAGCCAAAGGCACAGCCGAUGAAGACACUAUAAACAGCGUCAACUUUAUCUCCACCGGAAUUCAAACUUCUUUCAAAGAAAAAAAUUUGACUCCCAUUUGUCGUAUCUUUUACAACCGUACCGCCUUCCAACUUCCUGGUGACCAAAAACUACGUAUUUCACUAGACUCAGACAUGACUUAUAUCCGUGAAGACGAUCUUGACGGCGUAAAAAGACGAGACAAUAAUAACUGGCGACGCACCGAUGCCCAUAUUGAUUACCCGUUCAGCCAUUUGCCAAAAAAGGAUGUAUACCGAUUCCCUUACGCUGUGUUGGAAACCAAGUUGCAAACCCAUCUUGGACAAGAACCCCCACAAUGGCUUACUACUUUGUUGGAUUCACAUCUUGUUCAUGAGGUACCUCGUUUCUCCAAAUAUCUCCAUGGCGCAUCCUUCUUCUAUGGAGAGCGAUUGCCACUUCUUCCUUGGUGGCUUUCCGAAAUGAACACGGAUAUUCGCAAGCCAAGAUCUAUGAAUGCUGGCUUAUCCCGUUCCAAGAGUUUCAAGCCUUUGAUUGACGGGCAGUAUCGUCAUGCCAUGGAAGAGGAGGAGCGUCGCAUGGAGCGUCAAGAGCGUACAGCCAAGUCUGUGGCUGCCAGCGAUGGAUCCAGUCUAGCUGGCAGUACAGUGCAUUCGCAAAUAGCCGGCCCUCCAUCUAUUACCAUCCAACCCGCUGGUAACGUUGAUGCUUCCAAAGCCAAGUCGUCUAAAAAGGCAAAAAGCGGAGGAGACAACCUGUCUAGCACUUAUUCACCUUCCAUUGGAAAUAAUGAAAAGGGUGUGAUGUAUCGCGGAGGAGCUGUAUCGCCUAUAGAAAUCGAACCCGUAGGAGAAGCUGUAGCCAUUGACAUCGUUGAAGAAGAUGGAAAUGGAAAAGACAAGGGCCCAGUCAAAAGGAGAGUCAAGGUCAAGGUCGAGCCCAAGGUUUUCUUCGCUAAUGAACGUACAUUCAUUUCAUGGUUGCAAUUCUGCGCUUUGCUACUUACUGUUGCUCUCAAUCUCCUCAACUUUGGUGACUUCGUAUCCAGAAUUAGCGGAGCUCUUUUUAUUUGUAUAGCUGGUGUCAUGUCCAUAUAUGCGUUGUAUCGCUUCGAACGCAGAGCUUGGAUGAUCAAUCGCCAACAUACCGGCCGUUACGACGAUAUCUGGGGACCUGCCGUCCUCUGUGUCUUCUUGGUGGCAGCAUUGAUCGUCAAUUUCUACCUCAGAUUCCGAUGAUAGCAUCGAGACCCACCUCGAAAUCUUUUUGGCAUACGUUUUCUUUCUUUAUAAUUUUGUUUACCAUCUACACAUCACCCUAUAUUUAGGACAUUAUCUUCUUUUGCUUCUGUCCUUCAUCAUGUCACAAAAUCCAAUUCCCCACACGCAUUUUUUGUACAUCCAAUUCUAAAAAGUAUAAUAGCCGAGAUGAUUUAUAAACAGUAUCGGACAACAUGCAUUGUUCUCAGUUGAAAAACUUCCGAUACAUAGUGAUGAUACAUUGAGUGAUGAUUGAAUCCGUG